AUGACUAGUGAAGGGUCAGUCAUGGUCGUUGUGGUGCCAUUCCCAGCACAAAGUCAUCUCAACCAGCUUCUCUAUCUCUCUCGCCUCAUCUCCGCGCACAACAUCCCCGUCCACUAUGUUGGCGCCACUGUCCACAAUCUCCAAGCCAAGGCUCGCGUCCACGGUUGGGAUCCAUUGGAACUUGCCAACCUCCAUUUCCAUGACUUCGACAUUCCCCCUAUUCCUUCUCCUAUGCCUGAUCCCAUGGCGGAGACUAAGUUCCCUACCCACCUCAUCCCUUCGUUUCAGACUGUGACGGUCCAUCUUCGUGCCCCUCUCACCCAUCUCUUACGUUCGCUCUCUUUCUAUGCAAGAAGAAUCAUUGUCAUUCAUGAUUCUCUAAUGGCAUGUACGGUUGAAGAUAUUAACUUCAUACCGAAUGUCGAGUCUUAUAAUUUUCAUAGUGUCUCAGCAUUUACCGUUUGCCAUCUUGAAACAAAACAAACGAACAAAAAUAAAAACACCAUUAUUAAGGAUAUGAAUGUUCCAUCUUUUGAUGGAUGCUUCACUCCGGAGUUUUUGGAGUUUAUGGAAAUGCAAUAUGGAGCCCCAAUGAAGUAUUGUGGGAAUCUCUACAACACUUGUAAGGUCAUUGAAGAGCCAUAUUUGGAGAUUCUUCAAAGCAUCAACCAUGAGACUAGGCAUUGGGCCAUUGGUCCCAUUAAUCCUAUGGAAUUGGGUUCGCCAAGGCACAGUCACCCUUGCUUGGAGUGGUUGGACCAACAAGAGACUGACUCAGUGGUCUAUGUGUCCUUUGGGACGACCACGACCUUGGAAGACGAGCAAAUUACUGAAAUAGCAGGUAUGUUGUGUUGA
Molecule: messenger RNA, 855 nt
Organism: Cucurbita moschata (crookneck pumpkin)
Lineage: Eukaryota; Viridiplantae; Streptophyta; Magnoliopsida; Cucurbitales; Cucurbitaceae
Product: zeatin O-glucosyltransferase-like
Exons: 1
Coding region: 1-855 (284 amino acids)
Source: RefSeq, a predicted model, not a curated record